This is a messenger RNA of Clonostachys rhizophaga, 1545 nucleotides long. The record is from the annotation of a GenBank genome assembly. Lineage: Eukaryota; Fungi; Ascomycota; Sordariomycetes; Hypocreales; Bionectriaceae.
AUGUCCAAUGACGAAAGAACCCCUUUGAUCGGCGAUAUACCGCCAACCAGAGGCAGCGAUAAUGACGAGAGAAGCGUGGACCAAGCAUCCAAUGUAUGCACUGCGAAAUGGACACUUUCAACCAUCUCAAAGCGUCUUUAUGUCUCCCACUUCUUAUCUACUUGCAAUUCGCGGGUCUUUGAGUUCGGCAGCGUUCUUUACCUUGCGGCGGUCUUCCCCGGGACUCUCCUCCCUUUAUCCAUCUAUGCUGUGAGCCGGAGUGCGUCCGCGAUCUUGUUAUCCUCUCUUGUAGGGCACUAUAUCGACACCGGGAACCGGCUACAGGUGGUUCGGUGGUCUAUCGUUCUUCAGCGUGCGGCAGUGGCAAUUUCUUGCACUCUGUUUUUCAUCCUGGUCCGUGGAUGGGCGACCUCAGAGGCAUGGAAAACGGGUUCGCUGGUGAUCCUCAUCGUGCUCUCAUGUGUGGAAAAGCUGGCAUCGAUUAUGAACCUUGUGUCCAUUGAAAGAGACUGGGUUGUUACAAUCGCAGGUAAUGAUCGAGAUGGGCUCCAGGUUAUGAACUCGCAGAUGAGACGUAUUGAUCUUAUCUGUAAGCUCUUCGAGCCGUUUCUAAUCGGCAUCAUGGAUGGCAUUUCGACUGAAGUGGCUGUAUUGGUCAACUUUGGAAUGAACGUUGCAUCUAUUCCGCUGGAAUACUUGUUCAUCGCCCAGAUAUAUCAAAAGGUCCCGGAACUUCGGAGGCGAGAAUACCAAGAGCCGACAUCUGAAGCUCCCGGGAGCGAUGACGCAGCCCCUCAUCGUAUUGUCCAAGUCACAAGACGGAUAGGGGAGGGCCUGGACAAGAUGAGAAAAGAUGUCAAGAUGUACUUCAAUCACAGGGUCCUGCUGCCCUCCUUCAGCGGUGCUUUAUUGUAUCUGACUGUGCUGUCCUUCUCGGGUCAGAUGGUCACUUUCCUGCUCUCGAGGGGUGUUACGUCCGCUGAGGUUACCAUGGCUCGGACGGUGUCCGUAGGCGUAGAGGUGCUUGCAACCUGGGCGGGCCCAUGGCUGAUGCAACGGAUCGGCCCCAUUCGGGCGGGCUUAUGGUUCGGGAGCUGGCAGCUCGGAUGUCUAUUGGUAGGAGUAUCCAUGUUCUGGAGGUAUAUCGACGAAGCUAGGAUCUCGGUGUCAGGGCUGGUUGUCGGUGUCAUUUUCAGUCGCCUUGGACUUUGGGGAUUCGACCUCUGCUCGCAGUUUAUUAUACAGGAGGAGGUUGAGAUGGCAAACCGAGGCGCAUUCUCUACAAUGGAGACAUCGUGGCAAAAUGUGUUCGAACUCUGCUCUUACCUCUCCACCAUCAUUCUGUCGGAUCCAAACCAAUUUGGAUACCCGGCUACAGGCAGCGUCCUAGCCGUGACUUGUUCUUGGAUUCUCUACAGUCGAUUUGUGUGGCAGCGCCGGGGGCAUCUGCUGCACUGGCCAGCCUGCCUGCCCCAAAAGACGCGGAUAGCCGGAGAAGAUAGCACGACUGCGCUAUUGCGACGACGAUCAUGGUACUCCACGUAA